This is a messenger RNA of Sceloporus undulatus (fence lizard), 1857 nucleotides long. RefSeq names its product transmembrane protein 109 (gene TMEM109). Bases 166 to 858 code for a protein of 230 amino acids. Gene Ontology annotation, biological process: intrinsic apoptotic signaling pathway in response to DNA damage by p53 class mediator; cellular response to gamma radiation. Lineage: Eukaryota; Metazoa; Chordata; Lepidosauria; Squamata; Phrynosomatidae. The transcript has 4 exons. The record is from RefSeq and is a predicted model, not a curated record.
GCCCCGCCUUAGUCCCACUUUGGCGCCUCUUAAUCUCAUCUGGCGGAGGGGCCUAAUAAGGCGGAAGGAAGGAGGGCUCGAGGUUCCUUUGGUCAGCGGUUGGAGCCGGGUUCUUCUCUCGUUGCUUUUGCAGAUUACCUGGGUGUGAAGGCCACAGUUGAAGGGAUGACUAGAUACAGCCUCAAGCCCCUGCUGCGUCCAGCCUUGGCCUUUGCAAUGGUGCUUCUUCUCACACUAACGGCUGUCACCGGUGUCCAGCACCACCGGAGUGAGAAGCAUGCAGAACCAGACUUUCUAGCCCAAAUGUCUCGUACUAUAAGGAAGACCAUGGAGGAUUUGAUUGGAAGAAACAACUUCCGGAUGCUCAGUGAGAAUCUAUCUUCCCUCCUCUGGAUAGUGUCCUCUGGGAUCUCUUCAGCUUUGUUUGUUGUGGCUCGAAUUGUAGGGCAAUUCUUAACUUCCUUUGGCAUGGCAGGGGACGAUUUUACUCAGUUCCUGAAACUGAGCCCUGACGCAGUUCAAACGCUGCUGCUCUGGGGCUUGGCUGCUCUCGUUGGCUACUGGGUGCUCUCACUGGUGUUGAGUCUAUUGCUUGCCCUCUUGAGCCGCAUCAUGUGGGGACUCAAGGUAGUGCUCUUUGGGGCCUGCUUUAUGUUUAUUGUCUCUUCUGUGCCUGACCACUCUGUGCAGUCACUGCUUCUGUUGGCUCUGCUCACACUGUUUGUCCUCCUGGGUUGGCUGAGUGGGUCCCACCAUUCAGGGGCACGGCUGGAAGCCAAAGUGCGCAGCUUGGAGCGCCAAGUGGAGGAGCUGCAGCGCAGGCACAGGCGGUCUGCCAGGCACCUGGAUGAGGAAUGAGCUCAAAGAGGAGUCUGUGAUGUCCAUGUAUCUUUCCUAAAAGGCAACCACUCUCUUCCUUUCCUCUUGUACUAUAUGACUGCUUUCUAGACUGUAGAUGCUCUCAGGUUGCUCUUCAUCCACAACUGUGCUGGAACAAGUAAGCCCUAAAGCAAACUUCUGUAAGGCAAAUGAAAAUGUUGGAGAUUGUUUAACUUCCCAAUUCAUGUUCUAGUACACUAUUCAAAAGACUUCAUCUUUGUCUCUUUUCUGUUGUUGUUUUUUCCAGUCACCCUUCUUCCAGAGGAGGAGUGGGCAAUUUCAGCAGGUCUGGUGUCUUGGUUCCACCCCAUUGAUUGUGUUUCCCAUCUUUGUACUAGAGUCUAGACCUACCAACUUCCCACUCUUAUUUCCCAGAGGGCUCAUGGUAGUCUACUUUUUUUUUAAGGAUGAUAGAACUGCUGAUGGAACUGUAGGUGCUGAAUUUGUUUUUAAAAACUGAGUACCUUUUUCUGUAGUGCUGCAUAUCGGGUGAUAGUAAAGCCAAGUGCCUCUCUGAAAGUAAAUAAGAUGGCUGUGCUUGUGGCAGCACAGCAAAUCGGGAUUACAUGUGUCCCGCCUUCCUACAAGCCAAAGAUGCCCAUUAAAAUAAAGACCUCAGCAUUUCCCACAAAUGCAUACUGUAUAAACAGUUUGGGAAGAGGAGUAUCUAAAUAGUGCCUUAACAGAUAGUGUUCACAUGCCUGUACUGAAAUAAAAUAAAAUAAUAAAAUAAAUUAGGUGGUUGACAAAGUGAAUGUACCACAUCUCUUCCCUCCAGAUGGGAUUUGUGCCAUUAGCAAAUGUAACAAAACCUCCAGACUAGAUCAUCUUUUGUUCCUGUUUGGGGAAGGAGGCAUAACAUACUCUGUGGUGUGAACUUCAUGUCUGUUGCCAAAUAUAUAUUUUUUAAGCUGCCAGUUUUAAACAAAUGGAGUAUUUUUGUUAUAUCCUUCCAAAUAAAGGCUGUUUAAUCAAUUC